Molecule: messenger RNA, 984 nt
Organism: Gastrolobium bilobum
Lineage: Eukaryota; Viridiplantae; Streptophyta; Magnoliopsida; Fabales; Fabaceae
Product: protein CURVATURE THYLAKOID 1B, chloroplastic-like
Exons: 6
Coding region: 102-638 (178 amino acids)
Cellular component (GO): chloroplast thylakoid membrane; thylakoid
Source: RefSeq, a predicted model, not a curated record
UGACAUUGACAUCCCAAGAAAAUUUAGAAACAGAGUAAAUAUCUCAAUAACUCAAGCUAUUUUUCACCUGGCUGCCUCAAUCUUUCAAUUGUUCACUUGCAAUGGCCUCAACAUCCUCCUCCACUCUCACUAUAUCCUCUUCAUCAACCCUUGUUGAUGGCAAGGCUCCCAGACAAUCACCAAGUGCUACCCCACAAAGUGUGAACCUUCCCACUCUUCCCCCUCCACCUGUUCAAUCUCAGACUCGUCCAUGGAAGACCACUGCUUUUUGCCGCAAGAUUGCUCGCAAUGUUAUGGCAAUGGCUACCACAGGAGAGGCACCACCACAAAUUGCCACACCUGAGCUCAGUGUUAGUGAGCUGCCAGAUUUUGUCAAGACUAUUCAAGAAGCUUGGGACAAAGUUGAAGAUAAAUAUGCAGUGAGUUCACUAGCCGUGGCUGGUGUGGUUGCUAUGUGGGGCUCAGCUGGGAUGAUCUCAGCAAUUGAUAGGCUUCCUUUAAUUCCUGGGGUUCUUGAGGUCGUAGGCAUUGGCUAUACUGGGUGGUUUGCUUACAAGAACCUAGUUUUCAAGCCAGACCGGGAAGCUUUUGUACGGAAAAUAAAAGAAACAUAUAGCGAAAUAAUUGGGAGCAGCUAAAAGAGGGAGGCAUUCUUGCAGCACUGGGUUGAAGAUGUAAUCAUGCUUCAUUUUGUCGCAAUAAGCUUCUGACCAUACUUUAUCCCAUGUAAGGUAAUUUAGCCUGAAAAUAAAUGUAACUAUGUCUAUAUAUAUAUAUAUAUAUUAAGGGAAAAACUACUCUAUGCAACAUAAGAGUAGUUUAUCUCCUAUAGACCCAUCGAAAACUGUGACAUUCUUUUUUUUUUAGAUAGUGGAUCCCACCACAUAUAUCUCUAUAACAUAAGAUAUCAUCUCUCAUGUAAUAUGAGAUUAGAUGAACCCAUAUAUUAAUCAUGUUCAAAGAAAUAUUAUUUCUUAAAUUAUC